UCACCAUAUUUAACGAUGUGUCUUUCUCCGUGCACAGUGCUGGCCGACAUCAACUUCCCGACCCACAGCAUUUGCAGCAGCGAGGGAGGACCCAAGGAAUACCGAGCAGAUGGCCUCAGCAUCCCUGAACUUCUGGAUGCCAUGCUCACUUUCAUGCCCCUGGAUGCUUACGACGACCACCCGGUUCAGCUGAUGGACAUGACUGAUGCAGACAAGGCCAAGGGGAUGAAGUUGAGCAUCUGGGAGGAGUACUCCAGGAUCUGCAACAAACACCAGCCUCCAGCCGUCACCCUCAAGAUGGUGGAACGCUUCGAGUUCUACGAGAAGGCCAAGAAGGCCUACGCUAUCAUACAGACUGGCGAGACUGCUCCCUACGCUAACAUCUUGCUCAAGCGAGGCGUGUGUUAGCUUCCAGGGGGUGCAGACACGACAGACAAGGAGCAAAACAGUAGACAAGGAGCAAAGUAACAAACAAAGAGCCAGACAAUAAACAAGGACCAAGAUAAUAGCCAAGAAGCAAGACAACAUACAAGGCGUAAGACACCAUACAGAAGAGUAAAGAAAAGAAAUCUGAGUGGACUCACUCACUAGGAUAAUGUAGCA
This is a messenger RNA of Cherax quadricarinatus, 603 nucleotides long. Its product is annotated as fucose mutarotase. Gene Ontology annotation, biological process: fucose metabolic process. Lineage: Eukaryota; Metazoa; Arthropoda; Malacostraca; Decapoda; Parastacidae. The record is from RefSeq and is a predicted model, not a curated record. Gene Ontology annotation, molecular function: racemase and epimerase activity, acting on carbohydrates and derivatives; fucose binding.